AGAAGUUCACAAUCCCGGGACUUUAGAAAUCUGUUGGGCUCGUCUGUGUACUGUACCGCCGAACAUUUCAUGUGGAAAUCUGGACACAGGAUAACAACCACACUGUAUACGUAAGAGAGAUUCUCCAGUUGCCAUUUACGGGUUGGGGCCCUCUACCCACAACAUCCCACCAUGCCUCUGGUUACGAGGAAUAUAGAGCCGCGGUAUGUGUGUCGCCAGACCAUCCCUUCCAACAUCCGCAGUGAACUGGAAUGUGUCACCAAUAUCAGCCUGGCCAACAUCAUCCGUCAGCUCGGCAGCCUCAGCAAAUAUGCAGAGGAUGUGUUCGGGGAGCUGUUUAUCCAGGCUAAAGCAUUUACGCUGAGAGUUAAUACACUGGGAGAUCGAGUGGAUCGUCUGCAGGUUAAAGUCACCCAGCUGGACCCCAAAGAAGAGGAGGUCUCUCUGCAGGCCAUCACUACCCGUAAGGCCUUCCGCAGCAGUCUGACCCAGGACCAGCAGCUGUUCACCAGGCCAUCUCUGCCAAUGCCUGUACAGGAAACCUACAUAACCUGUAAUCCGCCCCCACCACUCAACUACCUCAGCCAAUACCGGGAUGAUGGGAAGGAGGCCCUGAAGUUUUACACUGAUCCCUCCUACUUCUUUGAACUGUGGAAGGAGAAGAUGCUGCAGGACACCAAGGACAUCAUGAAGGAGAGACGCAAACACCGAAAGGAGAAGAAAGACCAUCUUAACCAGCGGACACUCAAUCCGCGAAAGAUCAAGACCAGGAAGGAUGAAUGGGAACGCCGAAAGAUGGGGGAGGAGUUUGUGGUGCCAAAGAAUGAUUUGAUGAAUUCUUCUGAGGGCCUAAAUGGAAGUAUUGGAUCUGGAGAUGGCUUCAAUUCUGAAGGCCUCGAGAUGAGUACCAGCUCCUACGCUUAUGAACCCGGCUCCCCUCUCUCUCCGCCUAGCACUGAUGACUUCCUGCCUCCUCCACCUCCAGACAUGGCGUAUAAUGACGGAGGAUAUGGAGUUCCAACCCCGAAGAGUCCAAACCACCCACCUCCUGAUCCCCCCAUGGCCUCUCCCCCUUCCAACUCUCGACCCAACCUCGCCCCUCCCCCUGCACCUCCUCCCCCUCCUCCAUCCUCUGGCUAUGGGGCUCCACCACCUCCCCCAGGCUUCGACAGCGCUCCUUCCCCUCCUCCGUUCUCCUCUUCCUCUGCAUAUCCCUCCCCACCUGCUCCCCCCCCUCCACCUUCUAUGUCCACUGUUCCGCCUCCUCCACCACCACCUAUGCCUGCAGGUGGUGAUGGUCCUCCACCUCCUCCUCCUCCACCUCCCCCUGGCCCACCUCCCUCAUCUUUUGACCACUCUGCUCCCCGUCCUCCCUCCGGUGCUGCUCCAAAACCUGAGCCAGAACCUGCUGAUGAUGCUCGCACUGACCUGCUGCAGGCCAUCCGACAAGGUUUCAACCUACGUAAAACGGAGGCACAGCGGGAGCAGGAGAAGAGGGAUCACUUUGGCAAUGAUGUGGCUGCCAUCCUGUCCCGUCGCAUUGCUGUAGAGUGCAGCGACAGCGAGGAUGACUCCUCAGAGUUUGACGAUGAAGAGUGGUCCGAGUAAUAGUCAUUCCCUUUUCACAUUCACAGCCACCUCUGUUUCUUUCCUCAGCCUGAAACGACAUCCUUGUGUUUCCAUUCAAAUCCCAUUCUUAAGUACCAGUGAAGCAGAGGUCCUUGUUCUGUGCGUGUCAGAGUGUGUGUUAUGCACAUAUUGUAUGUCAAGUGACCCGUUACUAAUCACAUUCCUUGAACCAAAUAUUUUAUUUAUCCAACAUUAUUCCGAUCAGUGCAAAAGUAUAAAGUCGGAGCGUGAGUGUGCCUGGUUGUUUCCCCAUUUGCUUUCAUUGAAUGACACACUGCUGUUAUUGAUGUGCGUGUCAUAUGACGUGACACACUGCUGAGUCUCUGUGUAAACAGAUCAACUCUGUCUUUAUCUCAGUGUCUAUUAGAACCGGGUGCCUUUCAAUGUCUGAUUUCAUCUGCUUUAGUAUAUUAUGCCAAAGGAUAAUAGAGAGGGAGCACAGUAUCUGUAUGUGCUCAGUAGAAAGACAUAAAAGGUUGACGUCAAAACAUUCUCACUCAUAGAUUAUAUGAUAAAGUACAUGUAAAGUUUAUGUAACAUAUUGAAUCAUAUCUAAAGAUAAUUAUGCAAUCCUUUCAUAUCCCUUUAAAGCAGGGAUCUUUUUUAAUCACUUUUCCGUUCCUCACUUUUGAGUUCUCUUUUUUUCUUUCUGUGGUUGUUGUGGGAACAAUUCACUUGUGGAUGAAACAUGGUUGUAGUUUAGAAACAAACUCAUUAAUUAUCUAAUCAGCGUGAUGGGUAAGCAUUGGCUCAUGGCAGACACCUGAGGUGUUUGAUGAGAUCGCCAUACUGAACAUAUGUAGACGUUUAACACAAAUAUGAUUCAUUUUGUGUUGUGUUUGAGCUCUGUGAUGCAUUUCUUCCUGCAGAUUUCCUUGUUUUACUUUUUAUGGGGAUCAACUAGGCUCUGGUGCUUUAAUCACUACUCUGUGUGUAGACUCAGGCAGCAUUUGGCCAGCUGCCUGAGAAGUGCCUUUUUUAUACUGCAUUUUAGCAUCAGUGCAGUUUUAUGUUGCUUAUCCACACUGGCCACAGAUCAGCUUCUUCCAAAAAUAUGAUCAGCUGUGAUGAUGGAUCAAAUGUGGAACUUACUUUAGUGUGGACCACAUAUUUGUUAAGUGCCUUUUUAUUUUAAAUCUGCCUGUGUUCAAAUCAUACAGCAUGCUUUGCCAAAGCUUCUCCUGCCUUAAAUUUCCAUAUGAUUUAUAGUUAUUUCAAUAAAGAGAGUGAAUUACAA
Cyclopterus lumpus (lumpfish) is the source of this 2866-nucleotide messenger RNA. RefSeq names its product WASP family member 2 (gene wasf2). Gene Ontology annotation, molecular function: protein kinase A regulatory subunit binding; Arp2/3 complex binding; actin binding. The record is from RefSeq and is a predicted model, not a curated record. Gene Ontology annotation, cellular component: cytoskeleton. The coding region runs from base 172 to 1608 and encodes 478 amino acids. Gene Ontology annotation, biological process: actin cytoskeleton organization; positive regulation of Arp2/3 complex-mediated actin nucleation. NCBI's taxonomy places the organism in Eukaryota, Metazoa, Chordata, Actinopteri, Perciformes, Cyclopteridae. The transcript is spliced from 9 exons.